Molecule: messenger RNA, 3359 nt
Organism: Armigeres subalbatus
Lineage: Eukaryota; Metazoa; Arthropoda; Insecta; Diptera; Culicidae
Exons: 6
Coding region: 292-2190 (632 amino acids)
Biological process (GO): extracellular matrix organization; cell adhesion
Cellular component (GO): extracellular matrix
Molecular function (GO): cell adhesion molecule binding
Source: RefSeq, a predicted model, not a curated record
ACCUGAAUCAGCAUAGUAUUUACACGAGGCUAUUUCCGGUAUGCGACCGACCGCUGAGACCCACCGCGGUGGUGACGGUGAAAAUUCUCUUGCUCAUUCGGUCAGUCGUCGUUGGACGUUUCGGUCACGCGAAGAAAAACCGGUUUGUGUCUGCAAUAAAUCCGACAGCAAAGCUCUCAAUAACUCAGUGGAAAUGAUGCAACUUUCGGUACCAAUAUAGAGCAAAACAGACACUAACAGACCCAGUAAUACAUCGCCAGUGCGAGGGAAACAAUAGUGCAAUAAAUUAAGAUGAAGAAAAAGUACACCAGAGUGGGUGGCAGAAGUAGGAUGACUCCGGGCCCGUUACUUUCCCUGCUGCUGGUGAUGGUGGCCCGUUUCGGCGUGGUCACAGCAGAAAGUGAUGUUUCAUCGACAUUGAAUAAGGAUUACGUAGGCAAAAACAUCUUACCGGAUCUGAGCGAGAUCAGCUUGGACUCCGUUCCCGAGCCUCAUCGGAAUGCAGCGGAGCAGUUCAAAGCCGUUUGGGAUGAACACCUAACCGGUGUGAAAGACUACGAUGUGGUGAAGGAUAUUCCCUUCACGUUGAUCGUUCCGGACAAGAUUGAUCGGGUGGCGCUCGAAGGGGACGAGCCACGUGCUCGGGAAUUCCUGCUGGAGCACGUCAUCCCCGGAGCGCUGAUGGAGAUGAAGCACCGCAACGUGUACGGGAACAUGAAUCAACACCCGGUCGGGGUGAACCUGACCUGCGUGAAUAUGCUGAUGGGGUACGUGCUGCGGUAUAUGGUCAACCAGGAGACGAAAUACGCCACCCGGCACAACGUGAGCGAUUCGCUGACGAUGGUUUUCAUCGAGGGGAACCUGACCGAGAAUAAGGCGAUCAAUACGAAUAAACUGAACAAGCGGAAUAUUCAGGAGAACAAUAGAUAUAACGAACCGCAGCGGUUGGAGAUGAAAAAUGCCACCAAGGAGCUUGCCGCCAACAAGGAGAAUCGAAUCGGACAGCAGUUGAUGAACUUCUUAGCCAGCAUGAAGUCCGGUACCAAAGUGUUUCAGCACUUUAUGUCCAACAGCAAUCUGAGCCAACUGUUGGACGAUAGUUCGUACAUGGUGCUGAUCCCUUCGGACACGGCCUUCCAACGGUGGCAUCCAAUCGACUGGGGGUUCUAUCCGUUCAGCGUGCAGGAGUUCACGGAAAGUGUGCUCAGGAACCAUUUCAUUCGGGUAGGGUUUCCUCUUCGGAUGGCCGACCUUAGGAGCGCAUCCGGCGAUCAAAAAUUCAAAACUCUCGGAGGAGAGUACGUUGUACUUAGAGGAAAACCUACACCUACCGCAAAUAAUGUCUCGAUAAUCUACGACUACACACUUUCCAAUCGAAUUGAAGUCUUUGUCACAUCCGAGGUGUUAUUCGUUUCCGAAGCGGUUGUGUCUCGACUGCAUCAGAUGCAUAAAGACAAGGAGACGCCUCCCCUAUUGGCAUUCCCAUGGUUUGGGGCUCAGUUCUUGUCGCACUCAUUCUUAGCGCUGGAACGCGAUAAUCGUUUCACGCAGAUUACCCGCUUCUUGAAUACUGCAGAGAUCGCCCAAUUUAUAUCCGGAUCGAAUUACACUUUCUUCGUGCCAACGGAUGAGGCCUUCGAGCGUUACAGUUUUGAUAUUCUUCCGGAUACCGUACUCGCAUCAGAGAAAGGUGUCAAACUACUGCUGAACCAUUUUAUCAAGGGCCGCUUGUACGACCGAGACUUGAAAGAUGGAGAGGUUUUAGAAACGAUUGGUGGAACUCCGGUAAAGAUCCAUCGAUCUUUCGACCACAACGUAACUGUUAACAGCGCCAAGAUAGUGGAAUCGGAAGUGUUUGUCUACAACCUGGGAACGAUGUUCUACGUAAACGAUGUGCUCUAUCCAGAACUGUUGAAGGACGAGGUAACCGCCCUAACCGAGAUAAAGAACACUGAUAAAAAUAUUCCUGAGGAAAUUGGAGAAGUUUUUACCACGGAGGUGAAUCAGGUAGAACCUUCCUCAUCGACGACGCAUCGAACACACUUCUAUACAACAAGUGCAGAUGUGGAGAUCGUACCACUGGAAUUUACUGAGCAAAAUGGAAGCGAUGAUGAUGUUCUGCUGCAUGACGAUGAAAUUAUUACACCCAAAGCGUUGCCAGUCAAAUAUUACUAUUCACCGAAAAAGUGAGUUUCUCGAGGUACAGCUGAAUAUUAGGGAAGUGAUCUGGUACGGGACUAGCAUAGAUUGUAGGCAUCAAAGCUAUCGUUCUGUUGAGUGCUCCGUAGUGAUGCGUAGUAUAAGCUUAGGCUCAAUGGUUUCCGUGGCGAAAUCCAUCUAAACCUUAGAAUACAUUCCAUUCUGCAUCGUUCAAGCAAACACAACUCAUCCCCUCUUUCCAUUAGAUGUGUCAUAAUUGUCAUCUGCUACUGUUUACCAUGAUCACCUAUAUGCCGAUAUCUAUAAAUGGUCUUCCUGGAUUUUACACACAAAAAAGUUAAUCUUUUUGAUAGAAAUGUUUCAAAAUUUGUGCUACCUUUAGUAGAAAAUAUACUUAUAGAAGGGUUUGAUGAUUGGAAAUAUACCGUUUUGACUCAAAUACCGAGCCCUGGCGAUUAGCGGUUUUCCGUAUGGUGGAGGACCAAGAUUAUAUGUAAACGAAUUCAAGAUCCUAUGGAAAGAAUAAAGUGGCAUUUUGAAUGCGUGUGUUCGAAAUUUGAGUUGAAACGGUGAACCAUUUUUCGUUGGGGAGUUUUUAAUGCAAAUUAGACAGUAUUUGGUAAUUGUUCCAUUACUAAGAAAACAGGCCGCUCAACUCUUCCAGCUUCUUCUUGUUCAUAUGCAGUGUUACUGCUGAAAGUAAAAUAUAACAAUAAGAAACAAAACAAUAUUCGUUCCAAGGAUUAGGAUGGGUACAAGAGCUUAAGCCCAGGGGCAGUAUCCCUUUUCAUUUUGCUGUUAAAAAAAUACAAAAAGAUAAAAACACACGUUCUAAAUGAGUAGAACAAAUUUAUACAGUAAGAUCAUCCAGUAAUCUCAUUAGCUGUUAAGAAGGAGUUUUCUCUCAAAAUGAGUAUUUAUUAUACUAGUUUUCGUUUUUAUUUCGUUAGAGAAAUAGUUUUAACAUCGAAAGAUAUCGAUAGGAUCAGAUCAUUGGAUAGUUUGUAUUGUUCGUUGAUGUUAGCAAAUCAGCUUAGUUUCGAGAUUGGAAAACAUGUUAAUCAAACAUAUCACAUUUUGUUUUAGGAAAACAUGAUAAAAAUGUCGAAAAAUAUAGCAAUUGAUAAAAUUUCUGAUAAUUGUACAAUUGUAUGUUUUGUAUAAAAAUAUGUUUCAAUAAAAUGUGCUAAUAAAUAAAA